Messenger RNA from Macaca mulatta (Rhesus monkey), 3848 nucleotides. It is a transcript of the gene VAT1L, whose product is annotated as vesicle amine transport 1 like. The record is from RefSeq and is a predicted model, not a curated record. Gene Ontology annotation, molecular function: zinc ion binding; oxidoreductase activity. Lineage: Eukaryota; Metazoa; Chordata; Mammalia; Primates; Cercopithecidae.
UUACGGCGGAGACUGUGGACCGCGGCGGCGCUCGCAGAGGCUGCAGCCAUUGCAUAGCCGAGCAUCCCACAUUCAACAGGAGGAACCCGCGGGAGAGGAGCCCCAAUCCCCCAGCUCCGCAGACACCGCAGCCCGUGCGCCCCGCGCCCUCGAGCGCCAUGGCCAAGGAAGGAGUGGAGAAGGCGGAGGAGACGGAGCAAAUGAUCGAGAAGGAGGCAGGCAAGGAGCCUGCGGAGGGCGGCGGUGGCGACGGAUCGCACCGCCUCGGGGACGCCCAGGAGAUGCGCGCGGUGGUGCUGGCCGGCUUCGGGGGUCUCAACAAGCUGCGGCUCUCCAGGAAGGCCAUGCCCGAGCCUCAGGACGGCGAGCUCAAGAUCCGCGUCAAAGCCUGUGGAUUAAACUUCAUUGACUUGAUGGUGCGACAAGGGAAUAUUGACAACCCUCCCAAGACUCCCCUGGUGCCAGGAUUUGAGUGUUCUGGGAUUGUUGAAGCUCUGGGGGACAGCGUGAAAGGAUAUGAGAUUGGGGACCGUGUCAUGGCAUUUGUCAAUUACAAUGCCUGGGCAGAGGUGGUCUGCACACCAGUGGAGUUUGUCUACAAGAUCCCGGAUGACAUGAGCUUCUCCGAGGCUGCUGCAUUCCCCAUGAACUUCGUCACAGCCUACAUGAUGCUGUUUGAAGUUGCUAACCUCCGGGAAGGGAUGUCUGUGCUCGUGCACUCAGCUGGUGGUGGCGUGGGUCAAGCUGUGGCUCAGCUGUGUUCCACUGUCCCCAAUGUGACUGUCUUUGGAACAGCCUCUACUUUCAAGCAUGAAGCAAUCAAAGACUCUGUGACCCACCUCUUUGACAGAAAUGCAGACUAUGUGCAAGAAGUUAAAAGAAUCUCUGCUGAAGGCGUGGACAUUGUUUUGGAUUGCCUCUGUGGGGACAACACUGGAAAAGGUCUCAGUCUCCUCAAACCCUUGGGAACCUACAUUUUAUACGGCUCAUCCAACAUGGUAACUGGAGAGACCAAGAGCUUCUUCAGCUUUGCAAAAUCAUGGUGGCAGGUGGAGAAGGUGAACCCCAUCAAGCUGUACGAGGAGAACAAAGUCAUCGCAGGGUUUUCCCUUUUAAAUCUGCUCUUCAAACAAGGCCGGGCGGGCCUCAUUCGGGGAGUGGUGGAAAAACUCAUAGGGCUCUACAACCAGAAGAAGAUCAAGCCUGUGGUGGACUCCUUGUGGGCUCUGGAGGAGGUGAAGGAGGCCAUGCAGCGGAUUCAUGACCGAGGGAACAUUGGCAAGUUAAUUCUGGAUGUAGAAAAGACCCCAACUCCACUGAUGGCCAAUGACAGCACAGAGACCAGUGAAGCAGGGGAAGAGGAGGAGGACCACGAGGGAGACAGCGAGAACAAGGAGCGGAUGCCCUUUAUCCAGUAACCCAGGACCCAGGUGGGAGAAUGUGAAGGAUGGUUUGGAAGACGAGGACCCGGCUGAGAAAACUCUUCUGUGCCCCAGUGAACAAAUGCUGUAGUCCAGUGCGUGUCGUGUUUGUCUGCAGUCAGCUGAGCUACAAAGCUGUUGAUCACUGUUUUUUGAAAUUAAGUGCCAAUCCCAUGCCAUGCAGUAUUAUGCCCCUCUUCUAUCUCUGUAUUACACACUCCCCUCUCCCCUGUAUCAAAACCAUCCACCUGUGGGUUCUUCUUGACAGUUCUAGAACAGCCUUGCAAAUUAAUACAAGCCCCAGGCCCAAUGCCUAAGAGACCAGACAUGGGCAAAGACAAGUUUGGAUGGAAAGGUGUUAUCAUAGAGCCCUGGGUUCAGCUCCUAGAAUUCUUCAGGCCAAUGACACUUUUUUGCUGCUGAUGACCCAUGCCUCUGAUGAGAACACUUGCUAAUUUGGCCAGCAGAAAGAGAGUAGGCUGGAUGUUUUCACAAGCUCACAAAUUUAGAAACUCUCUUAGUAGUACUUUUUCCUGUCUCCAUUUAAGAGACGACUAUGAUCAAAAGUUUGAGCCAUUUUCUUCUACCCCUUCAGUGUUUGACCCUUUCACUGGCUCUUAUCCAUAAACAGAGGGAGGCAGGUAUGGAUUUUUCACAGAAGACAAUGGGUCAGUGUCAUGAGUUUGAGGACCUGCUGUGAAGAUUUAUCCUCCAAAACACAUCUCAUGAGCAGGAUUCUUCCUGCUCCAUAUCUUUAAUUUUAAGAAAACACCACAUACGAGAUGCAUUCAGAAGUCAUUCUUGAGCAUUGCUGGUGUUUGCACACUUGCCACCUGCAUUACCAAUUCUGUAAACUUGAAUUUCUGGGGGAAAGUGACCACAUUGACCAUGCAUGAAUUUCCCAAAGAGUUCCCUUGCGGACCAUAGGUGGAAAAGUCAAGGAGCAUCUCCUAUCCCGGCCAAAGCAGGUCCCAACAUGUAACAAACUCUAGUGAUAUAAAAGGUUUAUAUUCAGCAUCUGACGCCAGAUGUACAGUUCCUCCCCUCCCAUAUAUAAACCCCUGGUGUAGAAUCUGCUUCACCCCUGCUCUUGGGAAACCAAGGAACAAGCCACCUGCUCACACACCUUGUUCAAUUUUUCAGCUCCUAAGAACCCCACCCCCAUGUCAUUUGACUGCACUUGAGAGGUGAAUAUAGUUACCCUCGAGAAAGAGAAGGAUCUCAAUGUCUCCCCCUAAGGGUGCCCCUCACUCCCUCUUUCCAGUCCUUUUGGCUAAAAUGGUUAACUGUCACUCACAGACCAAUCUGGAAAUCCCAGGAGCUCACGGGAUUAGUACCCCAAGUUUGUGUUCUGAAAAACAACAGAGGGCUUUUUACGUUGCCCAGUUUCUCCACCAACAAGCCUUAGGGUGGACCCAACCCUUUCCCCAAGUGGUAGGAACGAAUGCAUCUUAUCAAUUACCUGAUUUCCAAAGUCCUUUUGUAGCAAAUGUCACCUCAUUCGUGUUCUUUUUUCCUAUCCUAAGCUUAAGAUGAUGAGUUAUGUAUGCCAAAUAUUUAUCUGAAGAGUUUCUCCCCAUUGUGAAUGUGUAUGUAAAAUAUGAAGACAAGGAAGGGUGCCGUCAUCUGAGGAACCAAGGGAUGAGAGUAUCCCAAAAGAGGACACCAACAUCAUUCUUUUCUUCCUACUCCAGGACCCACCACUAUUCCAGUUCUGGGCCAUUUAGAGAGAUAAUGGGGCGUUUAUUCCCCUAUUACCUUUGCUAAGUGCUAUAUUAUUGGCUGUUUCUCCCGUAACCAUGCUGAAAAGGGGGUCUUAGGGAGAACUGUCAUCCGAGUGGCAUUCCUAGUAAGUUGGGCAGAAAUGACAUUUUCCACAGCUGAAGGAGUGAAGAACCACUGGCCAUAUUAGAGCUCUCCUUCCCCAGGGGCGUGGGAACUCAGCUACGUUCAGAAUUCACGUGGCCUUUGUUAUGACCAGAGGAGAGGCAUAAAAAAGGUACUCCCCACCCCACCCCCAAAUCUGGGUAUGGUUUUGUUUUAACUAGCAAAGUUACUCCAGUAAUCACAAAUUAUGCCAGAUGGUUAAAGAAAACCCUUUCAGAGUACAGAAUGAGAAAACUCGAGUUUGACCAGUAAGACUAAUUUCUGCCGUGAAGAACCGGGGGACGCACGUUCAUUGUUUAAUGUACUCUCAUUUUAAGCACCUUCUUUCCUGUCUCUUGAUUGUUUUUUCUGAGGGAAGUGUAAAGAAUGUCUCAGUCUGCCUUAAAGGAACUGUGAAGGCUUCUCUGUAAUUUAAGCUUGAUUGAAGUGAACUGAAACAUUGUCUAACGUCUUCGUGGCUUUAGAGCUUUUGUUAUAUUGUGCCUACAAAGCAAAUUAUGUUUACAUAAAAAUAUAAAUAAAGUAUUCAGCAUAGCAAAA